Salvia splendens (bonfire salvia) is the source of this 378-nucleotide messenger RNA. RefSeq lists its product as uncharacterized. The transcript has a single exon. NCBI's taxonomy places the organism in Eukaryota, Viridiplantae, Streptophyta, Magnoliopsida, Lamiales, Lamiaceae. The record is from RefSeq and is a predicted model, not a curated record. The coding region runs from base 1 to 378 and encodes 125 amino acids.
AUGGAGGUUUCAGAGAUCUGCCCGGUGUGCAACUUUGAGACAGAAACUAUUAUCCAUUGUCUUAUUUCUUGUGGUCUUGCUCGUGAUUGUUGGCAGAGGCUUGGAGUGCCGGUAAUCUCGCCAGGUGAGAGGGGGUUUAUUGAAUGGUUGGAAAAAAUAGUGGGUUGUGAUUUAGAGGUGCAAGUUGAAGAAGUGGUUGUUGUGCUGUGGCAUCUAUGGUUUAACAGAAACAAAAUUAUUUGGCGGAAUGAGAACGGGUCAGCUACUGGAAUUAUUGGUGCUGCUCGUAAUUGUCUGACGGCUUGGAGAGAAGCUCAGGUUCAAACUGGUGAAUGGGGUGGGAGACCUCACUUGGAGGAAAAAUGGGUGAAGCCGUAG